Hippopotamus amphibius kiboko is the source of this 8135-nucleotide messenger RNA. It is a transcript of the gene ERN1, whose product is annotated as endoplasmic reticulum to nucleus signaling 1. Gene Ontology annotation, biological process: intrinsic apoptotic signaling pathway in response to endoplasmic reticulum stress; IRE1-mediated unfolded protein response; mRNA processing. Lineage: Eukaryota; Metazoa; Chordata; Mammalia; Artiodactyla; Hippopotamidae. The transcript has 24 exons. The record is from RefSeq and is a predicted model, not a curated record. Gene Ontology annotation, molecular function: RNA endonuclease activity; protein serine/threonine kinase activity; ATP binding. The coding region runs from base 825 to 3746 and encodes 973 amino acids. Gene Ontology annotation, cellular component: IRE1-TRAF2-ASK1 complex.
CCUGGAGCCGGCCGGCCCGGCCAGGAGCCAGGGCCGAGUCCUCGCCAUGCCUGCCCGACUGCUGCUGCUGCUGCUGGCGUUGCUGCUGCCCGGCCCCGGGAUGAGGGGAUCUUUGUUUGUCCAGGCUGCGGGAGUGUUUGUCAUGGAAACCGGAUUUUUUUCAUACAUUUUCUGAACAAACAGUGCCAUCAGAUCCCUCGAACCUGACAUUAUCAUUGAUCGCCAGUUGGGUCAGAGGAGUUUGUUGACCACAGUAACUCAGAUCUCCUUCCUCUUAAAGCAAAUGACGCGUGAUUCCUGAGGAGCCUCCGGGAGUGAGAGAAACACCUGUACAGGGGGCCACAGCUGCAACUGGGAAUGUGAUACUUGAGGCAGUGCCUCUCCACCCUGCUCACUGAGUCACCUGGAGUCACUUAAAUACCCUAUGCCGAGGCCCCCCCACCUCAGAUGAAUGAAAUCAGAAUCUCUAGGAGUGGAGAUUGGCAUUCUUUCUUUAAAAAAAGAAAAUUUUUUUAAAACCCAGGUGACUCUAACAUGCAGCCAGGUUGAAGCCAUCAGGGUGAGAAUGUGUAUGUUGAAGCAGAUCGCCGGAGGGCCCAGUUUGUGAUGCCCUCCUUCCCGUUUCCGAGUGAGAGCUGGGUAUCUGGACAUUCACUGGCCUCGCAGCCCGAAGGGUUUUUACCGCAGGCGCACUGUUGAAAAGCCGCACCGCAGAAGGCCCUGCAGGAGAUGCCCAUCACUGUUUCAACCGCUGCACCUCGGUUGUAACUCAGAGUCCUAAGAGCUGGUGUAGAAACAAGAGGAAACUCACUUCUAAAACUCACAUGAACUGGGCUGGACCAAAUCUAAACUCUGCUGGAAGCUUGUUGACAAAGAUUUUUGGAAGUCCUAGCACUGUGACACUUCCUGAAACCUUGUUGUUUGUGUCAACCCUGGAUGGAAGUUUGCACGCCGUCAGCAAGAGGACAGGCUCGAUCAAAUGGACUUUAAAAGAAGAUCCAGUCCUGCAGGUUCCAACACACGUGGAAGAGCCUGCCUUCCUCCCAGAUCCCAACGACGGCAGCCUGUAUACACUUGGGGGCAAGAAUAAUGAAGGCCUGACGAAACUUCCCUUUACCAUCCCGGAAUUGGUGCAGGCGUCCCCGUGCCGAAGUUCAGAUGGAAUUCUCUACAUGGGUAAAAAGCAGGACAUUUGGUACGUUGUUGACCUCCUGACCGGGGAGAAGCAGCAGACUUUGUCAUCGGCCUUUGCAGAUAGUCUCUGCCCAUCAACCUCUCUUCUGUAUCUUGGGCGAACAGAGUACACCAUCACCAUGUACGACACCAAAACCCGAGAGCUCCGGUGGAACGCCACCUACUUUGACUACGCGGCCACGCUGCCCGAGGACGACGGGGAAUACAAAAUGUCCCACUUUGUGUCCAAUGGCGAUGGGCUGGUGGUAACCGUGGACAGUGAAUCCGGGGACGUCCUGUGGAUCCAGAACUACGCGUCCCCCGUGGUGGCUUUUUACAUCUGGCAGCGGGAGGGCCUGCGGAAGGUGAUGCACGUCAAUGUCGCUGUGGAGACCCUGCGCUACCUGACCUUCAUGUCGGGGGAGGUGGGGCGCAUCACCAAGUGGAAGUACCCGUUCCCCAAGGAGACGGAGGCCAAGAGCAAGCUGACGCCCACCCUGUAUGUGGGGAAAUACUCUACCAGCCUCUACGCGUCCCCCUCAAUGGUACACGAGGGGGUUGCUGUUGUGCCCCGGGGCAGCACCCUUCCUUUGCUGGAAGGACCCCAGACCGACGGUGUCACCAUAGGGGACAAAGGGGAGUGUGUGAUCACGCCCAGCACGGACCUGAAGUUCGACCCCGGGCUCAAAGGGAAGAGCAAGCUCAACUACCUGCGCAACUACUGGCUGCUGAUUGGACACCACGAAACCCCACUGUCUGCGUCUACCAAGAUGCUGGAGAGAUUCCCCAACAAUCUGCCUAAACACCGGGAGAAUGUGAUUCCUGCCGACUCAGAGAAGAAGAGCUUUGAGGAGGUUAUCGACCUGGUUGACCAGACUUCAGAAAACGCACCUACCGCGGUGUCUCCGGACGUGGAAGAGAAGUUCGAUCAUGCCCCCGCCAAGCCCGAGGCCCCUGUGGACUCCAUGCUCAAGGACAUGGCCACCAUCAUCCUGAGCACCUUCCUGCUGGUCGGCUGGGUGGCCUUCAUCAUCACCUACCCCCUGAGCAUCCGGCAGCAGCGGCAGCUCCAGCACCAGCAGUUCCAGAAGGAACUGGAGAAGAUCCAGCUCCUGCAGCAGCAGCAGCUGCCCUUCCACCCCCCUGGAGACGUGGCUCAGGACGUCGAGCUCCUGGACUUGUCCGGCCCGUGCUCGGAGAGCUCGGCCACCAGCAGCCCCAGCACGACCCCCAGAGCCUCCAACCACUCAGUCCACUCCAACGGCUCCGUCUCCAGGGCUGGCGCCAGCCCCUUCCCAGAACAGGACGACGAGGGUGAGGAAAUCAGCAUGGUGAUGGUUGGAAAAAUCUCAUUCUGUCCGAAGGACGUCCUCGGCCAUGGAGCUGAGGGCACAAUUGUGUACCGGGGCAUGUUUGACAACCGCGACGUGGCCGUCAAGAGGAUCCUCCCCGAGUGUUUUAGUUUCGCAGACCGUGAGGUCCAGCUGCUGCGAGAGUCAGAUGAGCACCCGAACGUGAUCCGUUACUUCUGUACGGAGAGGGACCGGCAGUUCCAGUACAUCGCCAUCGAGCUGUGUGCGGCCACCCUGCAGGAGUAUGUGGAACAGAAGGACUUUGCCCACCUCGGCCUGGAGCCCAUCACCUUGCUGCAGCAGACCACCUCAGGCCUGGCCCACCUGCACUCCCUCAACAUCGUUCACAGAGACCUGAAGCCCCACAACAUCCUCCUCUCCAUGCCCAACGCACACGGCAGGAUCAAGGCCAUGAUCUCCGACUUUGGCCUCUGCAAGAAGCUGGCCGUAGGCAGGCACAGCUUCAGCCGCCGCUCAGGGGUGCCCGGCACAGAAGGCUGGAUCGCCCCGGAGAUGCUGAGCGAAGACUGCAAGGAGAACCCUACGUACACGGUGGACAUCUUCUCUGCGGGCUGUGUCUUUUACUACGUGAUAUCUGAGGGCAGCCACCCUUUUGGCAAAUCCCUGCAGCGGCAGGCCAACAUCCUCCUAGGCGCCUACAGUCUCGACUGCCUGCACCCCGACAAGCACGAAGAUGUCAUUGCCCGGGAGUUAAUAGAGAAGAUGAUCGCAAUGGACCCUCAGAAGCGCCCGUCCGCGAAGCACGUGCUGAAACACCCAUUCUUCUGGAGCCUAGAAAAGCAGCUCCAGUUCUUCCAGGAUGUGAGUGACCGGAUAGAGAAGGAGGCCCUGGACGGCCCGAUAGUGAAGCAGCUGGAACGCGGCGGGCGGGCCGUGGUGAAGAUGGACUGGCGGGAGAACAUCACCGUCCCCCUGCAGACAGAUCUGCGUAAAUUCAGAACCUAUAAAGGUGGCUCCGUCCGAGAUCUCCUCCGGGCCAUGAGAAAUAAGAAGCACCACUACCGGGAGCUGCCCGAGGACGUGCGGGAGACGCUGGGCCCUCUCCCCGAUGGCUUCGUGAGCUACUUCACCUCGCGCUUCCCCCACCUUCUCUCGCACACCUACCGCGCCAUGGAGCUGUGCCGGCGCGAGAGACCUUUCCAGCCCUACUACCACGAGCCCCCCGAGCCCCGGCCCCCAGUGACUCCAGACGCCCUCUGAGCCGGGCGGCCUCCGUGCUGUGCUGGUGGCCCCGCUGGGACUGAGGGCCUGUCUCUGCAAGCCACGGCCUGGUGCCUCCCGCCGAGCAGGGGGACCAGGCUCUGAAGCCAAGUGCCUUGAGCUGGGCGCUCUGCAGCCCGCCCGGGAGGAAGACCCGGGAAGUGGGAGAGGUGACCCCCCUUGCCCCGACCCGCGAGGGAGCUGGGAAGACACUGGCCGUGAGAGUUUGACCGUCGAGGGACGUCUGUGAAGGAGGGCCAGUCCCAGAGGCAGAGAGGAGCGCCCUCCACCUUCUCCUGGAUAAACUCACUUCAGAACUUGCAUUUCUUUCGAAACGUCCUGUUUGGUGCCAUCCUGUAGGAAGAGAGACGAGGGAACCCUCGGUGCUGCCUACGUGCUGAAACCAGGAGCGCCUCUCUCAGACCAGCUAGGCCGAGGUGCACUAAGUGCAGCCCCUGCCAGAGGCAGGGCUCCAGAGGAGAGGGUGCCCGGGAGGAGGACCUUCAGAAGGUGUUGUCCCCGGGAUCAGAGGUGCCUCACUGAUCACAAACGCGCCUGCAGGUUCCAACGUCACUGAAACCAGUGUUUCCUUGGGGGCAGCGAGAGCCUUGCGGGUGGGGGCGCAGUGUGGGGACAGUCCAGCCCGGCACUCUGCCAGGUGAGGCUGUGUCUGCGGGUCUUCCAGAAACAGAGGAUGCUGUGUUCUGGGGCAGCUGCGGCCCAGGGCACCCGUGGCCUGAAUGGUGGCCUCUGGUGGAUUUGUGCCUUGGGCCACUUGGGGAUGUUUUGGAGCAUUUAGGGGCAAGUGGUGAUAAGUCCUCUGUCCACGAAGGAGAGCAGCGCAGACCCAGGCAGGUACAGACCUUGGGGAUCGGAGGGGAGCAGACCAGAUGGGACACUCAUGGCCACCCAGGGAGAGCCCUGGCCAGCGGGUGGGCGAUGAGACUGCUCUGUCCGUGGGGCCCGCAGGAUGGGCCGGGCGUGGAGGGCUGAAGCCAGGGUCACCACACACUUCGUGGGCAGGCUUUUAUGUUUCUCUUGGCAGAUUUUAAUAACUUCAUAUUUUGAUCAUACUGUAGAAUGCUACAUUAGCGUGAGCUAAACUUAACUUGUAGCUUACUCAUGAGGAAGUAAUGCAAGGUAUAUAAUACAUCUUCUGUUUUGUAGGGUCCCCAAAGUCCCAUCCCCUGCAGAAAGAGUGUUCCUAUGUAGAACGCUUUAAUGCUGAAGCGUAAAACGUUAUAGCAACACCAUGUACAUGUAUGAAACAGCCUCAAAGUAAUACUAAAAUGUGUCAGUACCAUGGGGUUUUCCCCCUAAAAUUAAUAGAAUUUUUAACUUUAGUUUUAGUCAAAAAUUCCUCUGUCUUUUCUCUACCAAGAGCCUUAGAGGUUAAAUGCAAUCAGGGUACCGUUUUCUGUGUGCUUUCUCCAGCUGGGGGAACGGGUCAUUGCAGUUCGGUCCUGGUGAACUCAGAGACUCCACUCACGAGGAAGAAAGUUACUAUCGAGUUUUACUAACUGACAGAGACAUCGCUGUUUCUUCUCCUUGUGGGAUGUUUCCUGGUGGUGGAUUUGAACGAGGGCCACUCAUCAAAAGUACUCAUUCUGCCUUCAGAGAAUUCAGUUCCCUUCCUUUCCUAAUACCUAAAGUCACUUUUUUUCCCCUCCUUUAAUAUUACCCUACAUCUUUAAACCUCAUCCGUUACCUCAUUUCGACCUGGGAACCCCGGCAUCCUUGGUCAGCAUCGUGGGGUCCUGUACUCGUGUUUCGCUGUGCCUCUGGACCUGAUGGUGAGAGGGUCCGAGGUGGAGAAGGCACCACGCGUGAUUUAAAGGACCGUCAGCUUCCUGUGCUGCCAGGGGGGCAGGGGGUGGGGGGCCUACGUUGCCUCAUUGUUGCUGCUGAAUGUUCUCUCUGGGGAGUGGCCGGGUCAUUCCCAGCAGCCCAGGGUUUGUGUCACCUCUCUGGUUUGGCCCAGCUUGCCUCCAGGACAGCCUUUUUUUUUUUUUUUUUAAUGCCUUCUCUGCUUGCGAUACUAGUUUUUAACCACCCACCUUUCCCAGCCUCAUUUAUUCAGUGUAUUUUAUUUGAGCACUUGUUUUAUGUAUGAGCUGGGCAGAAUAUCGGGUGCUAGAGACGCAGGUGAACGCAGCAGGCAAAACCUCGGCUUUCACACGAGCCGGUGAUCGAGAGACGGCAGGGCGUGCUUAUCGGUGCUGUGGAGAAGACGCGGGGUGGGGAGGGGCGUGCAUUUGGGGUUUGCACCCAUCAGAGCCGGUCAGGUCGCCUUUUCUCCUUCUCUCCAUCACCUUUGGGAACCCAGUUGUCACCCGUCAGUCCUCCAGGUGGCCGGAAGAGGUCUCGUGUGGGCUCCUGUCAUGAAGACGCCUUGGGCACCAUCUGGUUUAUCCCAUCCUGGUCUCUAGAAUUCUAGUUUCCUGUUGUGCUGGGCACAGCGGGACAGUAUCUUUCUUUCUCGAAAAGAGGAUUCUGCAGCCUGCCACAUCCUGCCACCGCUGUUUGAUCUUUGGUACGAUUCCUGGAAGGCUGUUAGAUUUUUUACAAGUACACCUUCUUCAUCUUUAAGACAGAAUUUUGUCACAUUUGUUAGGACACCGUAAUCUAUUUAAAUCUUGUGUUGAACCUCUUGUUGAGUCUGUCUCUGGCACGUCUGCCAGAAUUCUCAUGUUGCUUCUUGAGUCUUUUUAACUUCAGUUUUUAGAGAGCUCCACCAGGCACCAGAGCGUCUGCACUGUUGGGAAUCACUGGUGUUAUGUCACUAGACCACCUGGUAGCAUCUCCCCUUCACUCACCUCAAGAGUCGUCAUAGGCUCUUCCCAGGGACAUAUCAUUCCGACCCAUUACGUGUAUUUCAGUGGAAGAUCCUGAGGUAAGUGGGUCCAGCAAAGUGCCUCCUUCCCACCAACUCGAGAAGAAAGAUCCUUAUCAGAGUUUGCCCUGAUCCUUUGGGGGAGGUUUUGUGUGAAUGAGAUUCAUUUAUCUCUGCAGUGAAAGAGAUGAACUUGUGGUUGAUCUGAUCUCGAAGAUGGGGGUGGGGGGGCGCGCUUUGGGUUGUAGGGCUUUCUCUUCUUGGCCACUUUCUUCUCUGAAGUUGGACUGUGGCCAGACUUGGAUUUCCUGGGGCUGUUCCCAUUGUGCAUCUCUGUUCAUCAGAUCCUCAGCCUUGAGGUCCUCCAGGAAGGUGAGCUGGUUCCGUUAUCACAGCCUUCUGUGCCAGAAAGGCUGGAAGACAGAGCACAGCACACCUGUAAGGAGUCUCUUACAAUUCUCUUUAGCUUUCUCUCUGCUCAUGUAUCUCCUGAAGUCCCUCUUCUUCAUAUUUCCCAGUGUCUCUUUUCCUUGGCCACCCUUCACCAUCCUGGAGUAGCUGUUUCAGUUGACCGUGGUCUGGCAUGUUGGCCUUGCCUGGAAGAAAGUCACCAGGUGUCCCGUACAGAUGAGCCAGAAUUCUGCCUUCCAGGGUCAGACCGUUAUCCUUUAAACCAAAGUGUCUACUCUUCCUAUACUUGGUUUUCUUUAUGAAACAGUGAUUUCCCACGAGUGACUGGUUCUAAUUUUUGUAUUGGCGUUUAAAUCCUCUCUGUAUUCACUGGAAAACCACACAGACAGAUUCUGCAAUGAGCCUCCCCCUGGAGCAGCCUUGACCAACACUUCCAGCCAAAGUCCCCACCCGCUCACCUCACCCCAUGCUCUUGAGUGUCCGGCAGGUACAGUGUUCCUUUCCAGUGUCUCAGAAGCUGUGACGGGGGAGUCCCCACUUACCUAGAAAGCAUUACCAGUCAACUCUGCAGCAUUCUCAGAUGCAAACCUUAUGUAGUGUUCUUUUUUGCAAUGACCUAUUUAUUUAACCUAUUUAUAUUUAUUUAAUUUUACUCUGAAGCGUAUCCAGUGACAAUUGCACUUGCUUAAAGCACAUCAGAUUUGCUUCGGACCAUAUCCUUGACCAUUUUAAAACUGGAAAAGGAAAAGUUAUACUGUAUCCUUCCACGGGAUGGAUGCCUUACAGUAGUUUUGUCAUUAAAGGGUGAAUAAUUUGGUCGGGGUAAAAACUGUUAAUUUUUAAGUGAUUUAAAAAAAAAAUUCUCUGCCUUUUUGUCUCCUCUGUGGACGGUUCACUGUUUAAUGGGUGUGUGUCAGUUGUGUGAUACAAUCCUCUCUGUGGAACCUGAAGUCCUCUUUUUAGCUUUAUAUUUUAUAAACUGCCAGAUUGUACAAUUUUUACGUGUAUUUUUCACGCUUGAUGAUGUGAAGGUAAUUGUCUAUGUGAAAGGCCUAUUUUUGUACCUCCUGUACAGGUUUUUAAUUCUGCUGAUUGAUAAUGGCACCUUAUGUCAAGCCAACCACAAAUAAAGGCAGUUUUAGAUU